Oldenlandia corymbosa var. corymbosa is the source of this 2083-nucleotide messenger RNA. Lineage: Eukaryota; Viridiplantae; Streptophyta; Magnoliopsida; Gentianales; Rubiaceae. The record is from the annotation of a GenBank genome assembly.
CCCCCCCCACCUUAUUAGUUUUUUUAUUUUUUCAUAGUUUUGCAAUCGGAAGGUCAUGAGAAGAAAUUAAUUGGUCGAAGAAAUUCUGAACAUCUUCAACGCACAAUUUGAUACCGCGACCCCAUUCAACCCGUGUUAAUAGCAUACACGGUUGAGAAAAAUCUGAAAAUGCUACUACUAUGAAACAGUGAUAAAUGAGUUUCACUUAUGUGUACAUUAUAUUAUAUAUGUGUAUUAAAAUGAUUGUUUUAGUCUUUGUCAUAAACAUUUAUUUUACGAGAUGAAAUUUCUAUGGAGAAAAUUGUAAAAAUUUUGGCGUUGAUUCAAUUUGUUUAUUACUAAUAAUUUUAUUAACACCACAAGUCUUUCGAAAGAAAACAAAAUAAGACGACUUAGCAAAAACAAAAGCCGAAGUAGUAGUGAAACUUCGAAAGCCAAGGCAUCCAUCAACUUAAUUAUAAGAUAGUUUCCUAAUAACCGAUACAACUUUGUACCAAAAAACACCCUAUUCAUUUCAAUCCAUCAAUAUGGCUGCUCAGGAAAAUUUCAUUGAUUUGGAUGAUGAUGAUUUUGAUUCAUCUGCUGUUCUCGCAUCAGAUGUGAAUUAUGCUGAAAGCUUGCAGUUACUUGAAGCUGUCAUGGCUUCAAUGAUGGUCAACGACCCUCAAAUUCCCCUGAAUUUUAUCCAAGAAGAACAGAUCAGAGAAGAAGCUGUUCACGAGUCCUCCUUACAAAUUGUUUGCGAAAUCUGUACGGACAGCAAAGAAAUCGAUCAAACCUAUGAAAAUCGGAUUUGCAACCACGUUUUCUGCAACGAUUGCAUCCGUCAACACGUUGAAGCAAGACUCGAGGAAAGUAGUACCACACGCAGUAUUGUGUGCCCAGCAGUGGAUUGUAAGGAGGAGAUUGAGUUUCAUUAUUGCCAAUCAAUCAUGCCCGAAACUUUGUUACGGAAAUGGGAUAAAAUUCUCUGUGAAUCCUCAAUAGAUUCGUCCCAGAAAAUCUAUUGUCCUUUUAAGGAUUGUUCAGCAAUGAUGUUGAUGGAUACAGAGGAGGAAGUUAUUAGUAGUAGAACAGAGUGCUUCGCUUGCUUUAGGUUGUUCUGCGCGCGAUGCUCUGUGCCGUGGCAUCAAUCAUUUAGCUGUGAAGAGUAUCAAAGAUUGGAUGUGAAUGAAAGAGCGGGUGAAGAUCUGAUGCUGAAGAAGCUUGCGGAAGAGAACAGUUGGAACAGAUGCCCUCGUUGCAAAUACUAUGUCGAAAAAUCCGAAGGAUGCAUACAUAUGACUUGCAGGUGUGGUUUCCAGUUUUGCUAUGCUUGUGGAGCGACUUGGACUGAAGAUCAUGGUGGUUGUCAGCCUGAUGAUGAAGAUUAGCCUACAAGAACCAUAAACUCUGAAGGAUGUUUUUCAUGAUUUCUUUCUUAAUCAAUGGGGAUCAACAGAGCAUCAUUAAUUAAGGCUUUUUUUUUUUUUGUUUGGUAUAAUACACUACUUUGUACUAAGAAGUUUUUGGUCUUCAACAGGAACGAAAAACAUUGUGGUGAGUAUUCCUUUUUGACUGGCAAAAAGAUUGUAUUUGAGCUUUGGUUUCCGGAAUUUACACCAAUUGUAUCUUCGAAUGUGUUCUACUACAUGUUUUUGCCGGUCAGAUUCAUAGGAUAGACAGAGAAGAUUCUGUUCGCGUGAUUUUUGGGUUGUAUAAUAAAUCAUACAAAUUGGUGGUUAAUUUUGAUAGUUAUUAUGAAGGAAUGUAGAUUGGUCUAGUAGUAGAGGAUAAGAAACAUCCCUUGUAAGUGAGUACGUUUAUCCAUUAUACUAGAAAGUGAAUGAAGAUGGACACAAAGUUAGACAUAUUCUAUACUUGGUUUUCGUGUUCAAAUCCAAAUCUUUUCUCCAACAAAUGUGUAGCAAUUUGACAAGCUGAUCCAAGAAUUCUAAAGGCAAUAUUGUCUUCACACAAAAAGCAAAAAUGUAACAAAAAUGAGAAAAAAAGGACUUUGGACCUGGUCAUAGUUCUGAAGUCUUCUUCCAAAACUCUAUCAAUACAUUAAAUGUAAGAACUUAAUUCUUAAUAUUUUUUAAUU